Molecule: messenger RNA, 2550 nt
Organism: Myotis myotis
Lineage: Eukaryota; Metazoa; Chordata; Mammalia; Chiroptera; Vespertilionidae
Exons: 11
Coding region: 578-1189 (203 amino acids)
Source: RefSeq, a predicted model, not a curated record
CUCGCCGAGCUUCCCGGGUCGGCUCCGGUGAGGUGGCGGCUGAAGCAGACAAUGGCGCCUGGACUGCUGUGGCGCCGGCUUGGCCCUUCUGUGGGGCCACUUUUUCUAAACUUUUUACCCCCAUGAGUCAACUCUUUCGACGUGCGAUACAGAUGGGAAAGCGCUUUCCUGGCCUGUGUUUCUCGACGCUUCUCCACAGCCCGGGGAGGCAAAGGAUUUGAAUAUCUGUUUCUCCAAAUUAGAUAUACAAAUGAUCAAUAAGUAUGUGAAAAGACAAUGUCAUCAGUCACUAGCAUUGAUGGCGUUGAAUGGAACCAGAGAGAUAUCCACAAAGGUGCUGGCUCUGACUGGUUGGGAUGGAAAGCCGCCCUGAGGCAGCUGACCACCUGCACUGGCCCAGGUUGGAGUGGCUGUCCUGUCAUAAAGCCCCCUAAGAUGUGAUGUCACACACAGAGGGGCUGUAUUCUGGACUCCUAGCCUUAGCCGGCUCAGUGCCCUUCUCAGAGGAAAGGCGGGCAGGCUGCCUGAACACUGCCGUGGUCGAAGGAAAGGUCAAGGUUGGCAUGUUUGACUGAAAAUGGUGUUUGGUAUAUGCGGCCAGAAGGAAAGGCUCUACAGGGCCCUAUACAUAGUGCAGAUCUUCAUUCUUGCAGGAAUGGUAUACUAUUAUUUCCAGGAGUUUGUGGGGAAAACAGCUCCAGACCACGUGAUUGCUGGGGAAUCAUCACCGUCCAUAGGCGAGACCUUGAGGCCACUGUGGGGGCUGAUGGAUAAGUGCUACCCUGUGGCCAUUCAGAGACGCAGAGUCAGGAGUGGGAAGAAGCAGGCCUCCAAGGCCACAGCCCCUGAGACUCCGGGAGGACUGAAUGAUGCUGCCACCAAGGAGGAGAUGCACAUCCUGUCUCAGGGGGAGAAGGACCCGGAGGGGGAGGGGAGGGUCCCAGGCCAGGGAGCAGCCAGCCCCACUCCUGCUGGGAAGGAAGUGGCUGAGGAGAAGGAGGUGGCAGGGAGCCAAGGCUGGGAGGGAGAUAAGAAGGUCCCAAAGGAGCUGGCUCUACCUCCUCCUGGGGCCUCUGGGGUGCAGAGCCAAGAGGAAAGGCCCGGCGGGUGGGCCCCCCAGCUCCUGAGGAAGCUCUGGCUGGGCUGGUUCCCGGUCUCUGACAGCCCUGACACUCAGGAGCACGAGUGACAACCCAAUAAACGCACAGAUGCUGCUGCUGUGGCCCCGCUGCCUCCUCACAGGCCUCGCCCUGCAGACCCAGCGUGGGCCGUGUGCACUGUCCCAGCAGGCACCACGCCUGACUCGGAAGUGGGUACUCUGGGGAGGCCGAAGGGGCCCUGCUGGCCUGGGCUCCAUGUCAAGGGACAGGCCAAGCUCCCUGCAUGCGGGGAGCGGGGUAGCUUGUCAGGAGGGCAUCUAGAGGACACUGGUGGGACCCGUCAGGGGUGCCGUGAGGCCGUUGCGUUGGGGGCUUCUGCCCUGAGCAUCUGGGGUCCCUAAGCUGUUCACUAAAUGCGCAAGGGUCCUCCCAGGACCCGAGUAAGCCAUCAUUAGAAGCCCUUGGGCGCUGCCCAUGGGCUCUGUCCAGGCCCCAUCUGGGAGUGGACACAGGUGAUGGGUGGCAGGCAAAUAAUGUCACAGCCCCAGCAUCAGCGCAGGAAGUCGGGACCCGGCGGCCAUCUGGUGCACUCUCCUCAGUGGCUGCAGGGAAACAGAAGCCCAGGCCCACACAGUGGUGUGAUAACAAGGAUUAGAGUCAGGCUGUCAUCCUCCAAGGUCCCUCUGUGGCCUCCUUUCUUGUGGACACCGCAUUGUGGCAGGGGUCGAGGUUUGACCCCUGUCCGUGCGACAUGUCUGCAGCCCAGAGGAGUCCAUUCCUUGCCCCCAGCCCAGCCUCCUGCCCGCCCUGCCUGGCCUGGCCACUCCGAGGACUGUGCCCGGGGUUGGAGCCCACAUGAGUCUCUCCAGCGGCAGCCGGCCCAGGAGACAGCUCUUUCUAGCAGCAGCUGGGCCAGAAGCAGACCUGGGGCGUCAGGAAAUGUGGCUAAUUCAAUGUUGGGGUGACGCAGACGCCCAGGGAGGGGGCUGGCUCCUGGGCUGCCAUUAGGGUUCCCAGGGAGAGCUCUGCACCCCAUUACUGAGCCUGGUCGUUAACCUGGCACAUCACUUCCCAGCCUUCCUGAGUUCCCCACCUUUUGGGGUGUCAGUGGGGGAGCAGACUUGCUGGUAUUGGCUGAGCUGCUGCCUGUGGUGCAGGGCGGGUACUGCUGGGCCUGAGAGUCGGCAUCAGGCUGAGCGAGGCCUCCCUUUCCCACGGGGCGAGCAGGGGCUGGGGCCUGUGCAGAGACUGGGACCCACGCAAGCAGCCAGUAUUGGGCUCCACAGGCGACUGGGGUCAGCUCUCAUUUUCUGAGCCUCAGUAUAACCGCCUCUCAAGUGGGUCCCAAUGCGAGGUGAGGAGGGACAAGGCCGGGCAGGCCUGGCCUGGGGAGGCUGCUAAGUCGCCUUCGCUGCCAGGAUGGUUAAGGGGCCUGGGUGGGACUCCAAGU